CUGAUCUGAUGUCAGUCUCCUUUACUGCACAGUAGGUGACUCAAUGACUCAGCUGAUCCAUUACAGGUGUUAUGCCGUAGAAUGCACCCCUGCCGUAGAAUGCACACCUGACGGGAGCGCGGUUAGGCGAAAUAAACUAAGUUUUCCUUACCGUUGGGUGAAUUCAAAAGCGUGCGCCUUUAAUAAUGAUUUCAGAUAAACCGAAAACAAUAGCCCUCUGAUUCAGAAUAUUUGUUCCCGAAAAUAUAAUGUUCUCGUCCUUGACAGCUUACUGUACAGUUAAUAUACCGAAGUACACCUCUAUAUGUGCAUUUUUGAGACACAUAAAAACAGAACGAAAGUUUGCUGCUCCAUUUGACAUGUUGUCAUGAUCCAAUACUCGAGUUUGAGAUCAUUUUCUUCCACUUUAAGAAGCUAGUGAGUGGAUGGGAUGCAGGGGAUGCAUUCUUCGGCACAACACCGGCAGGCUUACACAAAUGGGUUUACAUUUGUCAAUUAGAUGUAAUGCAUUUGACUUCGUGAUGUUGUUAAAAUUAAAACUAAUUUUAAAUUUACUUAGCUAGAUGUAAAAAUGAUAGUAAUAAAUAAAUAAAAAGAUAAAGAAAGAUAUAAAUCAAGGACCACAUGAAAUUGUUUAAAUAAAAUGAGAUACUUAAAAAAGCCUCAUAUAGAAUCCCAGAAUAUCCCAACAAGAAAACAUCAACAUUUUGCUACUCCACCCAAGAUAGAAAAAAAGUGAGUGUUUCCGGACACCUAUUUUAAAGUGAACCUUGUAACAGGGUGAAGCUGGCGCAGAUUACAGAGGACAGUGACUUCAGAUUAGAGGGGAUGCUCGGCAGGGGGCGGGAUACAAGGUUGGAUGGAUGUGAAACACGGGCUGUGUAAUAACUGGACGUAGCGUCGGUGACGUGACAUGAUCUGAGAAUACACGCUGGGUGGGAGCUGGGAGGAGCGCUCCCUCAAAAAAGCGAGCGGCACUGUGAUGAGACAUAGCGGCGCAGUCUGAGAGGAGAGCAGCGAUCAGCCAGCACGCAGCAACCAGGGAUCCAAGGAGCUGCAAGUACAGGAAGAGGCGCUAGGAGGCCCGAGGAAGGCAGGCAGGUAAGCAGCUGUAGACGGUGCAACAUGUGAUUCUUGUUUUUUCAGUUGCCUAAUGUGUUGUCAAGAUGUGAUCUGUUAUGAUACGUUGAAGCUGAGAUGUUUUGGUGUUCUUAAAAGCUACACAACUUUUUGAAUCUGCCUUGUUUACAGUAACAAGGAUAAUAAAGGGGAGGUGGCAGUCCUAAAUGUUCUGUUGUAGCACAAGGCCUCUGUUUUCUUAAAAUUAUGGCAAAAAAGUUUUAUCCUCUGGAUCAAUAGGUAAGAUAACAGAGAAACUGUUACACAUGGCUUCAACUCAAAACAGCAUUUUUGACAGUGAAGACUGUGGCCAGCUAUGAGCAUGCUGCAAUCUUAUGGCACAGCUGUCUUGCUUUAAUUUCAUUGCAAUAAUUCAGUUACCAGCUAUCAACUGCUCUAGCUCUGACUGAAAAGGAGAAAGCUUAAUUACAGGACAUGAAUGACCUGUUGCCCCACCCAGUAGCCUCAUGUGGAACAUGGUGGUUAACACAGUGUGUGGGUCCACUGUGCUACACCCCAAAAGUAAACUUCAGAACCGGCUGCUCGACACACAUGUGACGAACUACCACCCUGUAAUAUAUGGGAUGCUUGGGAGACACCCUGUCUUUCAACCUGACAUUACUGGCAGUACCCACCCCGCAUGUGGUUACAGCACCCAAAAAAGUAGGGAUGGCUUGAUGUUCAGUGUGGUUGUGUUGUCUUGUACACCAUAAAACUGGCUGUUUUCAACAAACACAGCAAAAUUUAUUUGUUCUGUCAACAAAUGAUAUGCAUUUGCGUGUGUUUGAUGUUCAGCUUUGCAGAGGGGACUAGUGCUACAUGGUUGUCAUGAGAUCCAGCAGAAGAAGUGGUUUCUCAAACAGUUUCUCUCUGUCAUACACAUUAGUCAUGACACAUCUGUUGGCAAAUGAGUAUAUGACAUUAUUGUUCAUGAACAACUUGUGUCAAAGCUAGUAUAAUCUGAAUUUCUACGAUAACCGCAGGUAUAGCUACUUUUCUUUUUUUCACCCUGGCUUUACUAAACAAGGUGUCAUUGACUAUACCCAAUACCUACUCUGUAUAUUCAAUGACACAAGUGCCCUUAACAUUUUAGAGGCGAAACUGUGCUGUUGGCUUGAUUACAUGAAGUAAACUGCCUUAAAAACUUUAACAUUCAAGAGUUUAGGUCGAUAAUAAGCUAAUAUGAUAGGAUGCGUUUUCUUUUUUUAACUUAUCCAUGAAUAAUGCACUUUUUAUUCAAAUCUCCCACGAGGAACUUUGUUUUGGUGACUGUGUACAAAGACAUACCUCUUAUCUUGUUGCUGAUUUAGUUUUAUGUACAUGUGUUCUUCUAUUUUUCAUUAUAAAUGUCAAUCUUGUUUCCUAAAAGAGACAGACUUUAAACUUUUUAGGAGCUUUUGUUUUGGAAAAUGUAAAAACAGGUUGUAUUAAUAUAACCUGUUUUUACAUUUUUAACACCUCAUCUGACACCUACCCCUUGCAUGUGGUCAGGUAUUAAAAUAGUAAACUAAUCUCAUUCUGCCGAUGCUCUUGUUUACUUUUGUGGCUCAUAGAGGGACAUCAGUAAUGAUACUAAUCUGUUUCAAAACCCUCUAGAAAGUCAUCACAGGAGCCUAAAGUAAACAAAAUCAACUCUGUACACUAUAGCCAGAACAAAAUAGGCCAGCAAAGAAAAAGUACAUUUCAUAACACAACAUUUAUAACAUAAUACAGAGCCUCAAACUGCCUCAGAAUCGCUAAAGUGCUGUACAAACUUGUGUCAGGCGCUUCUAUCUCAUCUUUCUUUGUGAGAUUUUUAAGUCCUCUGAUCUUUUACUGACAUCAAGCAGCAUAUGAGAUAAACAAAGAUAAAACUGCCCUUAUUGUUCUGCUGAACUCGCUUUUUAAAGGCUUAAUUUACAUCAAGUAUAUCUUACAGCAUUUGUAGUCAGCUCUCCUUUCUGUAGAGAGGGCAGGGUCACCUCUGAUGAGACUUAUUUAAACAUUUCCUUUGAUGAAAACAAUCCACAUGAUGUGAAGAAGAAAAUGAGUGGACAGCAAUAACAGCAUGUCAUUAUAGAGGCCCCAAAAUGGAGUCGUAGCCCUGCUAACCCUGGAGUAAAAUACAGCCUCCGAGGCAGCCGUGUGGCUUCUCUUGAAAUAGCUUGUGAGAGCGGAGGCAGCCAAGUUAUCCAUUAUAGACUGUGACCAUGUGGAAGAGUUUUUUUUCUUUUUUUCUGCCAGUUUUCCAUCACCACCCAACCCUCUAGAGUGCUGGGUGCUCCAGAUGAUGGGAAAACACAGCGUACUGUACGUUAGGGAGGAAAGGACCAGUGGAAAACCAGCCUAAUGGAGACACUGUGCUGACCUCCCAUGAACAUAACACAGGAAUUCACAUAGAGAGAACUACAAAAUAAGUAUCUUUAAUGUCCUUUUAUGUCACACUGAUCUAUCACAAGCACAUUAACUACAAAAUAUAGCCAACAAUCGGACUAUUAUUGUAGGCUAUUGCAACUAUGAUGGACAGUAAAGUCAAAGUAUACAGCAUAGUUACCCUAAAUAAGCCAAAAGUCACAGGAUUCACAGACUGCCAUCACAAAAACAACUGAAACUAUAUUUACAAUAUCCUGACAGACCUCCCACAUUAAGGUGAAAAAUAGCCUCUGAAUUUAACAAGUGUGUCUCGCUAUUAAGACUGUUUAACUUCAUCCUGUUGUUUAUGAUGACAAUCUUUUUUGUAACUUGGAUUGGGUAUAGUAGAAAGUUAUCUAUUUUCUUUUCAGCUAACAUCCUAAGUACUUAGCAUAAAAUUGUCACAGCUAUUGAACUUGCAUGUGUGUGCAAUAAGGCUGCAAAGAUGGACAUUGAUGCUAACAGAGACUGAAAAGGCCAGAUAUAAAACAAACAAGCCUCUAAGAAAUAAUGUGUCAAGAAGUGAGAGGAAGACUUAAGUUUAAUCACCAUAUUAACUCCUAAUGAUCUUGCUUGAUUGGAAAAAAUACCAAUUGAGUAAACAUUGCAUUACAUAUGCAGCAGAUAACAAUUUUCACACCAACUGGAAACAAUGUCCACAAGGCUGUGUGUUGGGAGAGAAUGUUUAUCAUAAGAUUUGUCUUGAGUUCAGACAGUUUUUUCUCUACAAAUUCUUACAAAUCAUUGUAACCAAGUACACUGAGCUUCUCAAAAUUGACCAAAGGUCUGACUUCAGUACCUGAACUUUUUGAUUGGCAGUGUAUUGUGUGGUGCAUCUCUGACUCCUGAAGAACAAGGUUAACUUUGGCCAAAAGGGUUUUUGACCACACCUUUAAAAAGACACCCCAGUGGGGCAAUGGGAAAGUUACAUUUAAAGGACUAUUUCUACCAAUUUGUGGCAGGGGUUGGUGAAUUUGGCUAAUUUUCUAGGGACUCCUCUAGGCUUAACUGCUCCUCAAGGUAUAAUUUAAAUUACCGUAUCUUUGGUUUAUAGGUAGAAGAGACCUCAUCCAUUGAAAAUAUUGAUUGACUCCAGGGAAAAGUCAAAAGACUUGACCUUAGCAACUCAUGAAAGUUUGACAUCUGAAAUACAACAUAUUUUUCAAGUAUUUCUUGGAUAACACUUGGGCAUUCAAUAUACUGACUUUUUUUAUUGAUGUAAAAAAUAAAAAGGAAGGAAACUUGAGGCUACUGAAGGAUGUGGUUCAGGUAUUCUUAAAAUCAACAGGACGUGUUCAGAUUUCCUCACUCCCAUGCAGACACUUUGCAACUCUCAAAAUAAAGAGGCAGCCUAAAUGUCCUCGAUGUGCUGGAACACAACUUGUAGCAGAUGUUACCCUAAAGCUGUAACAUGAUCUCAUUAGUUUUAUAAGGAGCGUGGCAUUGCCUUAUAUUGUUUUUCCAGCCUUGUUGAUCUUAUUUACCAUCUUGGUCAGUUUAAAUAUACCUUGUUACCAACUUCUUUAAAGUCUGUCUGGCUCUCUGUUCUACGCCCAUCCGUCAGUUGCUUGGUCUGUUCUGGGUUAGUCACAGGGCAUUCUCCUUCAGAACAAGCCUCUUUACAAUGCAAUAAUAAUUUCCUAACAAUUGAUUUUGAAGAAACCGAUCCUUUCAGCAGCUCUCUUGUAUCUAGCAAUGCUCUAUUUCUAUCCCAUCCUCUGUGCUAAUGCCAGUGUUUUUCCUCCACACGUAAACAUACCGUUCUGUAUGUAUCCCAGAUGACAUUUAUUGUGAUACAUUUCAGAGCUGAUGGCAGUAUCCUCGAAUCCAUUAAUGGAGCUGUUAGAAGCCUUUUAGACACGAAAGAAUGAAAAUGGUCAUUGGUAUAGUGCGCUCUCAAGCCAUUAACUGGAAAGAGCUCAACAACAAACAUUGCACUAGUUCACCUCCCGCUUUGUUGUCUUUUGCUGUCUCCUGUGAGUAAUUAUUUACCUUUACCGCCAACAGUUCCUACUUUCUUUUACUUUUGUGCUUCCACUAACAAAAGUUUAAUUUGUUUCAUUGGAUUCACUUAGUUUGGAUAGGUUUUAUUCUUUCUGCUUGUGUCUUUAUUGAUGUGAGGACAAUCUUGCUGAGGGUGGGCAGUAGAUUAAAAUAGAAUCUGUGUCACGUGACUUUCUUCAGCAAUUUGCAGGUUGUGAAUGAUUUGCUCCAGAAAAUACUAUGACAGUGGGGAAACAUGGUUUGAUCAAAAGUACCUUUAAGGAUUUUACAUGAAUCAAUAUUGUUACAAGGUUUUACUAACAUCUCCAAUAUGUCAAGAUUUUCUGUUUUAAUACAUUCUCUUAUGUUGGCUUUCUCCUCAUUUCUUAAAACUUUAAGUGGUAGAAGGUACUUUCCUCUGUAAAGAUGUAGCAUUGGUCUAUAAAAAUCCGCUGUGACCAUGGUAACAGCUUGUUUAGGACAAAAUCUGUGUGUUGGAAAGACUUUGGAGGACCCAAAAUAAGAGUCAAGACGAAAGUCCAAACAGAAAAGUGACAUGGCGGUUCUGGUGAAUGUCCAGAGAACGGAAAACAUAACACACAGUGUGAACUCAUACUGCCACAUUGAGAUCGGCCGACUCCUUGAAAUAGCUUUUCUGACUGAAAUGGACAUUUAGCCUGUGGGAUGCACUAUCUUGUAUUAAUAAAAUCUCGGUCUCCGACAUUGCUUUCCCCGACGUUAAGGAAGGAAAGAAACAGAAUUAAUGACGGUUAAUCUCAACCUGUUUCUCAACAUAUAGAUACAGCACUCUUAAUGCAACCAAGCAAUAGCUAUUUAUCUAUGGGCUCCACUAUCUUGUUCAAUUCAAAGAUUGUUUUGUUUGUGUUUCUAAUCUGGUGUCUUUUCUCAUGGCAGCUGAAAAGCCUCAACCCAAAAGAGUGGUGUCUGUGGAUGGACAGUGCAGGCACCAAUGGCAUCACAGGAGCUUGUGAAUGCGAGAGACUCUGCCACUGACAAUCUAAACCCAGGAAUGGAGGGUGGUGCUGUGUCUAGCAGCACUAAGACCUGUCCUGUCCACACUCCAGGUGGAGAGGACUCAAAAAGGGGCUUUCGAAAAGGCAUAGGGAGGCACAAUGACUAUGUGAAGAUCUCUGUGCCAGACUCUAAGGUCAAUCGUCUGCCAAUGGAGUGGUGGAAGACAAUGGUUGCCUUCUUUUAUGCCGGUUUUAACUUGGUCCUGACCACAGUCGUCAUCACAAUUGUCCAUGAGAGGGUCCCACCAAAAGAGAACAGCCCGCCACUUCCAGAUAAGUUCUUCGACUAUAUCGACAGGGUCAACUGGGCUUUCACUGUAACAGAGAUCAACGGCAUGGUGCUGCUGGCCAUUUGGCUGAUUCAGUUGUUCUUCUUCAGAUAUAAGUAAGGACCUUUGGCAGUCUUGUCAUAAAUUUCCCUAGGUUGCUACAUUGGUGACUUUUAUUUAUUAUACAUAUUGAUUUUGAGUAAGAAAAAAUACAAUGUGUGUGUCUUAAUGUAGUGCUACUUAGAGUCUGCAAGGCCAAAACCCUUGAAAAUUUGACCACAGAUCAGGGUGUGUAGAUUCACCUUUUUCCUGUUUAGAUUACAUAAUGAAGAAAUGGUGUUUUGCGGUUGUGCUGCAGCCUGUAAAUGCCUUAUCCUGUUACUCAGGGUUAGUGCAAGUAUCGACAGUCUUCCCUGUAUGACUGUUCUACAUGAAAGAAAGCAGCCUUUCUAACAUUGAACUGACACUAAAAUCACAUAGAUAAAAAGGAGGCUGAGAUAUUUUGACUUAGAUUCAAUUCUGCAAUUAAGCCAGUUAUUUCUGGCCAUUUUUCUCUUUAAAUCAAGAUGCAGAAAAAAACAUCUGACAACAGGACAGGCAUAGUAAUUUCAGCAAAAUCAUCAUUACAGUUUUUAACCUUGUUUCAUGGAGGAUUUCCGUUUGUAGCCUGGUUAAUGGACAUCUACUCACCAGUUGAUCAAUCACGUCAUGCAAGAUACUCACCAGACUCUCAUCCUUUGUGUGCCAGUGUAUGAGGACAGCUGAAUUAUCAUUAGACCUUAACAGUUAUAUAUUAACAAGUUUUUCAUUGUAAUAUUUCUCUUUGCAGAUCAAUAGCAAGCAGGCGGUUCUUCUUUCUCAUUGGCACUCUGUACUUGUACCGCUGUGUCACUAUGUACAUCACCACCCUGCCCGUACCUGGCAUGCACAUGACUUGUGCUCCUAAGGUGAGUAGCAUGAAAACAUCAGAGGCAGCAUCAGCUGUCGUCACUCAGCCGUGUACUCUCAUUCACCCUCUGGGACUCAUUUUGCACAACCAUGCAAGAGAGGCAGCUAUAAAAAAGCCAUUUUAACUUCAACUGCCUCAGGACACUGGCAAUAUUGAGGUGCAUCAGUGUUUGAUCCAAAACAUGUGCUCCAGGGCAGUUGUUUGCUGGGUUGUGUUGUGCAAAAGGAUGAGAAGUCAGACAGCAAAGUAGUUUUUCUGUUAUCAAUGCCUCCGAAAGGGUUUGAAAGCCUUUGGCUGCUUGUUAUCUUCAGUUAUUUACAUUUAAGUUGUCAGAGCAACAAGCACACGAUCACACAAUUCAUGUGUUAUUUAUGAUGUUGUCAUGUUUUUGACCAGUUCAAAGAAUCUUGCUUAUCUGUAAAGGAUGGCUGAAAGUUUAAAGGAAUUAUUUGCUGUUGUAUAAGAAACUGAAUUCUUUGCUGUCUUACAACCAAUGAGAUGGAAGGGUUAACACUGCUAUAAUGUAUGUAAAGUGUAUCUGAAACUACAGCCAUUUAGCUUAACAGUUAGCCUGACUCUAUCUACUGAUCACAUGAUGUGUCUAUGUACAAAGUUACAAAUACCUAAUUAUCAUUUCUAUGGGCACCACAGAAAAGUGUGAUCUAAGGCUGCAGAUUGCAGAGUUUGUGGAAUUAUUUGUCAGUAGCUGAGGUACAAUCAGUCUCCUUGGAUUGCCAUGUAAGUGUUGGUGAUCCUAAAACUGGCCAGCUAUUGUUUCUCUUUAAAUUGUUUUUAUUGUGAAUCAACAAAUCCUAACUGUUAUGAAUGUUCUCUGUGUUUAUAUUAAGCAGCAAUACAAGAACAAUUGUCUGGUUGUAUACCCAAAACAAAUAUUUGAAGAUGUAAUCUUUGUCUCUGGAAACUGGACGGACUUUUUCUGACAGAACAGAUAACAAUUACAUGAGGAUUUGUAAUAAUUAGGACUGAUGAUAAUCCUCGAUGGCAGAUCGAAUGUUGCUGCAAAUCCUGUAAUGAUCUGUUUAUCCCUCUCUAUGUCCACUUCCUGUUUUUCCAUUAGCUCCAUGGAGACUCCCAGGCAAAAAUCCAGCGAAUCUUGCGUCUUGUCUCAGGAGGAGGUCUGUCCAUUACGAACUCCCAUCUCUUGUGCGGAGACUUCCUGUACAGUGGGCACACGGUGAUGCUCACUCUCACCUACCUGUUCAUCAAGGAGUGUGAGUACUUAAGAGGCUGUUUGCUACUAUGGAAUAUUUAUGUGAAUGUCUCAUUAAUGAUGUAUGAACACAUGGAAACUUCAUGAGUGUACAUGUGGAAAAUUAUGACAUGUUGCCACUAUAACAGUUUUUUUCCUGGGGGAUCCUUCCCAAAAGGAUCAGUAAAGUUCAAAUUCAAUUAUUUCUACAUGACAACAGAUAUGUUUUAUCUUUGAAUACUAUGAUGUCGAGUGAUAACACCAUAAGCGUAUGCAAACAACUUUGGCAGUUUCAUGAUUUCUCUGAAACAGUGUUAAGACCUUUGAAUUAAACUUUUUAGCCAUUUUAGGGCUGUAGCAUUUGCUGUUGAUUUCUGCUUUAUUAUGCUUGAGUGUUUACUAUAUUUGUCUUCCAUACUGUAUAAGUUAAUGAUGUUAAAACCUUCAUUUCAAACCUUCAUUUGUGAACAUAAAAAUAAUCUAUAAGGAGAAGAUUGUUGUCGUAAAUAUCCGCAACACUCUUGUUUCCCUUUUUCUAUUUCUCUUUAGACUCACCGAGGUCAUUUUGGUGGUAUCAUCUGAUGUGCUGGCUUCUGAGUGCUGUGGGUGUAGUGUGCAUCCUGGUGGCGCAUGAGCACUACAGUGUGGAUGUGGUCGUGGCCUAUUUCAUCACCUCUCGUCUCUUCUGGUGGUACCACACCAUGGCAAACUUACAGGUCUGAACACAGAGCUGAACAAUGAGUGGCUGUUUGUGUGUGUUAAAAAGUCUAAAUAGUUUAAAGCAUGUAAACACAUUAUUCAUACAGCAUAGAGGACAUUUUCCUCUUUACUCAAAGCUGGAUGUCGUUCACAGUGUUUACAACAAGUUUAGAAGCAAGAAGUUUAUGUUUCCAGGACAGAGUCUGUGUGCGACAGAUAAUUGAAUGCUUACAGUAGUUAUAUUUUUAGACACUGUGUUAGACUUUUCCUUCAAGCUGUCAGUAUGUGGCAUUCACUGAGCUUCACCCCCUCUACUGGCCAAAAACAGUGUUACAUACAACCAUGAAUAUCAUGAUUUACAUCUUAACCUUCAUCACUGCUGUAAAGAUUAGCCAUAUUGUUUCAGACAACAUUUUAAAUCACAUUGUAGGAUGCUAAUUUAAGUAUUCAUAUAUUACUAUUUAUUUCCCUGUAUUCACAUAACUUUGUAUCUAUGAUUGUGUUUAUCCACCAUCAAAGGCAGCUGCACAUGCUUCACAAAUAGAUUCUUUGCAUUCUGUUAGGUUAUUUCAUUUGAGAGAGUGCUAAAUGAAUGAGAAAUACUUCUUUACAGCUGUUAAUCUAAGCAUGUAUCUCUCACUUUCCUGACAGACUCUGAAGUGCUCGCCCAACAACUACCUCACCAACACCUGGUGGAACCCAUUUUUCAACUUCCUGGAGAGGAACGUCCAAACCUCUGUGCCAUGCUCAUACAGCUGGCCCAUCACCUGGCCACCUGCCUGCCUUAAGAGCCCUUGCAAGAAGUACUCCAAGGUUCAGAGCACACGAGAGGAGUGAUGUGACCCUGAAGCCCAAUCAGUUUUGCCUGAUAAUCCACAGAGGGGAUAUUCCUUCAGCCAGUCUUACCAAAUGGACAGGAACGUGAGAGUACUAAAGUAUAACUGCUUUGGGAGAAAUGUUUCUGCAAAUCAAUCAAGAAGGGUUAAUGUGUUUUUUCUGUGUAUUCUUUGUAUUUGUAACUUAUUUAUGUAAUAAAGUCCUACGAAGUCAUCUUUGUUUUAGUAUCUGAUAAAUGUGUCAACUCCUAGUGGUGGUCAGUUAAAAUGCAAAUGUAUGUUCAUUAUGUUUGCAGAUCUUUUUUUGUUAUUUUUUAAUCUGCUGCCGUGACUCAUUGGUGCGUGUUGGCAGGAUUUACCUCAUUAUGUUUUUAAUAUGCUCCAGUCACAAGGUGCCUUAGUGUGUUCAAUCUCAGUAUUCGAUCCAAAACAGAAUCUUUUUUUUUUCUACACGAGUUUUUUUUAUAUUAUCAAAACUGUAUCCAUGUUAGUAGCUUUGAGUUUGUACUGUAAACUGUGGCUGUACCCAUGGUAAAUUGUAUUAAAAUCUCCUUAUACUUCUGG
Xyrichtys novacula (pearly razorfish) is the source of this 11054-nucleotide messenger RNA. The record is from the annotation of a GenBank genome assembly. NCBI's taxonomy places the organism in Eukaryota, Metazoa, Chordata, Actinopteri, Labriformes, Labridae.